AUGGCUCCGUCAAUGAUUCCGUUCACUAUCAAGCUUAAAACAUGCCUGAAAAUGUGUAUUCAAAGGUUAAGAUAUGCUCAAGAAAAGCAACAGGCGAUUGCAAAGCAGUCUCGAAGACAGGUUGCACAACUGUUACUGACAAAUAAAGAACAGAAGGCGCAUUAUCGUGUGGAGACGCUAAUUCAUGACGAUAUUCAUAUUGAGCUACUAGAGAUAUUGGAACUAUAUUGUGAAUUACUACUGGCUAGAGUGCAGGUAAUAAACGAUAUCUCCACCGAGGAACAGCUUGUCAAAGAGCAUAUGGAUGAUGGUAUUAACGAAGCUAUCAGAUCCCUAAUCUAUGCGAUUCUUUUCGUUGAUGAAGUCAAAGAACUUAGCCAAUUGAAAGAUUUGAUGGCCUGGAAAAUAAACGUUGAGUUUGUUAAUGGAGUAAUAGCAGAUCAUAUCGAUGUCCCUGAAAAGAUUAUAAAAAAAUGCUCUCCCUCAGUUCCAAAAGAAGAACUAGUUGAUCUUUAUUUGAAGGAAAUCGCGAAAACAUACGAUGUGCCAUAUAGUAAGCUGGAGAAUUCCUUAUCUUCGUCGUCUUCUAACAUUUCUUCAGACUUUAGUGACCCCUCGGGAGAUAUCGAGGAUAAUGACGAAGAAAAGCCUAUUUUAGCCUUAGAUAAUGACGAUAAUGACAAUGCAGAUGCUAAACACCCUAUCACUGUUAAAAAGCCUAGGCAGAAUAGUGAAAAUAUCAAGAACGAGCUCAAGAUUCCGAAAGAUAUCAAAAAGGAAGUGAUCGAAAAGAAACAAUCAGAAAAGAAAACUACAAAAAGAAAGACUAAGAAGGAGCAAGAAAAUGAUGAACUAGAUGAGUUGAAGAAACGGUUUGACGCUUUACGCAGAAAAUAA
Messenger RNA from Saccharomyces cerevisiae S288C, 897 nucleotides. RefSeq names its product Ist1p (gene IST1). The record is from RefSeq and is marked reviewed. The coding region runs from base 1 to 897 and encodes 298 amino acids. Gene Ontology annotation, biological process: protein transport. NCBI's taxonomy places the organism in Eukaryota, Fungi, Ascomycota, Saccharomycetes, Saccharomycetales, Saccharomycetaceae. The transcript is spliced from 2 exons. Gene Ontology annotation, cellular component: endosome; cytoplasm.